Messenger RNA from Triticum dicoccoides, 689 nucleotides. RefSeq names its product PX domain-containing protein kinase-like protein. The record is from RefSeq and is a predicted model, not a curated record. Lineage: Eukaryota; Viridiplantae; Streptophyta; Magnoliopsida; Poales; Poaceae. Bases 1 to 513 code for a protein of 170 amino acids. The transcript has 2 exons.
AUGGCGGACGACAAAGAAGCUCUCCUCCCCGAGGUCACCUCUCCUUGCUCACCAUCUCCACCGACCGGUUUCUCUCCUCGCCCAGGAGAGUCCCGCCUCCUCGCCGCUAAGGCCGCUGCCGCCCGCCGCCUCGAGCGGCUCCGCCUCCUCCUCGAGCGCCGCGCCGUAGACCUCGCCUCCCGCGCCCUCGCCGCCCACGCUGGCAUCGACGCCACCCACGCGCGCCGCCUCGCCGUCGCCCGCGACAUCAACUCGACCAAUGGCGAGAUCGAGGACGCGCAGCAGAAGGCGGAGGAGUGGGACCGCUUCUACGAGUCCAAGAGGAAGGAGAUGGAGGAGUUUCGGCCGUCAUCUCCACAGCCUCCAUCCACCCCGGCCGCAGCCACUUCUCAACCCCACGAGCAGCCUCCUGGCCUAGUUCCUCGUCACCGUCCUCCUCCCGGUCCCUGUCCACCUCCGCCUCCACCUGGUGGUCCUAGAGGCGACGAUUCCCCGUCGCCUCGGCCGCCAUAGAGCUCUGCGAGGCCGCCACGGGUGGUGGAGACUCCGUCCACGUCAUCGAGACGCCACAGCCCAACUCAAGUGUUAGCCCCAACUUGAUUCUGAUGAAUUGAUGCUUGAUUCUGAUGGUCAUGGUGUGCUGCUUUGCAGGUUAAGUUCAGCAUGGAGGUGCCUCCCUUGAUAUGCAG